AUGUAUAAUAACUUUGUUCCUGAAGUUACCAGCUUCAGCAAACAUUAUCUAUAUAGUCAUACCAUAGUUAAACAUUUAUCGAAGCCGAAAUAUGAACAUUUCAACCAGUCUAGAGUCGCUGUUAGAGAACCUCCUAUAAAUUAUAAUGACAUUAUAAAAUAUAUGAAUGAAACCCAUAACUUAUCGGCGACAGUCGAAGAGUUUGAAGAACAUGCAUAUCCGAAUUUAUUGGUAUCUGGUCAAGAUCCAGUGGAGAUUAUGCCAAGAGUUAUGAUUAAUUCCAACGGGUCGUAUCUUAAAAUCAAAUGUGGGGUUAAUAAAAGAUCAAACAACCGAAUUAUAAAUAUACCAACAAAUUCUAAAACCUUAUCAAGACAAGAUCAGAACAAGCUCAGAAAGGGUAAAAUACCUACGAUUGAGGUGGCAGUUGUGGUUGAUCAGGAAUUGAUCAAAUCAAUAAAAUCUAAAAUGUAUCUAAAAAGGAACUUCUCUAGGAAAGAAAUAAGAGAAUUGUCUAUCAGAUUCAUAUUGAGUGCUUACCAAGGGGGUAUAAAUUUCGCUGUAAGAUGUGCCAGGUGUAUAAGUUGCGUUGUAAGAUAUACCGGAAGGUUUUAUCAUCAAACAAGACUAGUUUCAACUUUAAGAAAUAUUUAA
Messenger RNA from Gordionus sp. m RMFG-2023, 654 nucleotides. RefSeq lists its product as uncharacterized. The record is from RefSeq and is a predicted model, not a curated record. NCBI's taxonomy places the organism in Eukaryota, Metazoa, Nematomorpha, Gordioida, Chordodea, Parachordodidae. The coding region runs from base 1 to 654 and encodes 217 amino acids. The transcript is spliced from 4 exons.